This is a messenger RNA of Odocoileus virginianus texanus, 432 nucleotides long. Lineage: Eukaryota; Metazoa; Chordata; Mammalia; Artiodactyla; Cervidae. The record is from RefSeq and is a predicted model, not a curated record.
AGCAGCCCUGCUAUGGCCAGCUUUGGGCUAGGCCUCCUGCUUCUGCUGCUGCUGCUGACCACCCACCCUGGACCCUCAAAGGCUCAGCACUGGUCCCAUGGCUGGUACCCUGGAGGAAAACGAGCCUCCAGCUCACCCCAGGACCCUCAGCAUCCUCCUGGGCCCCCAGCUUAAAGCCCAGGCCAAAUUGCCCAUACCCUCCCAAGUGAUGCUCUGGCUUUGCCUGAGGACAGUGUCCCCCUGAAGAAAAGGACCAUGAUCCAGUGGCUUCUACAUAGGAAGCAGCACCUGGUGCAGACACUGCUGAAAACCCGCACGCUGAAUCCUCUAAGAGGCAAAGGGCAACGACAGGACAUGAGCGUCGCAAAACUACCGGUUGCCGAUCCUGCGCAGAGAAGCCGAGCCGGGACGGGAGAGAGAAAGAGGGAAUAG